UUCACACACACACACACACACACACACACACACACAUACACACACACAGACGAUGUUCUUCUGAUUUUUCCUCUACACUAUCUCAGAAUCUCUCACUGUUUUAUUGUUGAUGCUCGAUCAAAAGCAGUGUCUUAAAACUGUCUGUCGAUGGUGCGAUUCAGGCGAUAAUGCAGAUGCAGAGUUUGCUGCAGUCUGCAAGGAAAAAAAGACAAAGAAAAAAACCCCCACCAAUGUUCUGCUGCACUGCUACAAACACUAAAACAAGGGGGUUGCAGGUUUUUCUGGUCUGCAGCACUGCAGAAGCAGUAAAAGUCCUGCUCUGACACAAGGUCAUCGCUCCGAGGGCUCUAAACCAUUUUACACCACACUUCUUUGGUAAAUGGCAAAUCACAAGGCCACCAAAGAAUCAACAGCACCCGGACAAGAAACGAGCCAGAUGUUAGUCGUUAGCUUCUCCUUUAUCUCUGAGUACAGUGAACUCAUCGCUAAUAGAAAUGUAAUUUCAGGCAAAAUUAUGCUUUUAUUUAAAAAUGAAUUCAUUGCCCCAGAGAGCAGAGAUUCCCCCCUCUUACUGCAGGAUGGGUUACCCUGAAUUCCCUCUUUAAAAGUUUAAUCGGUCCUUCGUCUACAUUUAAAUUCACCCAUGAAGGCUUUUAUAUUCAUGAUCGGUUGUUUUAAAUAACUUUUCCUUUAAUCGAUGCUUCAGAUUUAAUCACUUUCACACAUUUGCAGCUUUUUCCCUUUUUUGUAUACCUGAGGAUUAAUACAGUGACGUUUUGGAUGCACAAUUUUAAAUGCUUUUUUCUUUUACCUUGCAAAGAAGAAUGAAGUGAAACCAUGAAAACAUUUGUUAGAUGCAAUCUAUGUUCUGUAGUUUACAAAAUCAUCAAAUAAUUAAAAUGAAAAAAAUUUCAGUGUCUCAAUUUUCUGCUGCCCAUCAUGUUCACAGCUGAAGCUCUGAUGUACUUUUAAGUUAUGUUUUGUUUAGUUUUUAUUUAUUCAGUUCCUCUGUGCUCUUUGAUGACACUUCUGCUUUGGUGCCACCACCUAUUCAUGUGUUUUGAUUGCCUACUUUGCAAUACUGCACUUUCUGAAGCCAAAAUUCAGUCACUUUCUAUCGACUUCUACGUACAUUUAUAUAAAAAUGAAUGCGUCUUGUUAUUCAAUGCACUUUGCCAGGAUUUACUGGGAAAUGCGCCAGCUUAUAUUUAUGUGAAUUGUAUCUUUUUUCUUUCUUUUUUUCAAACAUGUGCAAAAUAAUUAUUAAAAUGAAAUCAGACGUCAUUUUCUAACCUGAGCAGCGAAUCCUUUUAUGCGAAACUACGACAGGAAUGGGGAAGCGGUUUCAUCAUGCUGUCAUGUGCCGUGUGUGGCACUUUAUGCCAAAGCUGGACAGCACAAACUGAGACAAUUACACUCAAAAAUAGACCAGUUGAGUGCCUGCCAGUUACCAGCUGACUUAACUUCUGCUUUGGGUUCCGGUUGUUGAGGGGCGGUGGGGAAGGAGGGCUUUAAGCUGGGUGAAAAGUUUUGCUUGACUCCCUUAAAAGCAGUAGAAGUUUUUUUUUUUUUUUUUUUAAGUCAUGUGGCUCGACUGGACUGAGUGUUUUUAAACCGUCGCCUGGCCUUAAGGGAAAAUAAUGUGGAGAGCCCCUGGGAACAUCCAGAAUAAAACCAGUGCGUCGGCCGGGAAAAGAAAGGUGUUUACAAACAAACAGAGACUGCGGUGUCCGCAAGACGGCUGCAGCUCGUGUCUGAUCGCACUACACGAUGGCAAACGCGAGUCAGACUCAGACCGAGGUGUAUCUGUUCGAGCAGGUGAUCGUGCUGCUCUCGUGCGCGCUGUCUUUCCUGGGCUCCUCUCUGAUUAUCCUCACCUACAUUAUUUGGUCGGAUUUGAGGACAACUCCGAGGAAACUGCUGGUUUACCUCUCGGUGUCUGACUGGCUCUCCGCCGUCUCCUACGCCUUCGGAGUGUGGAGCGUCUUCCGCACAAACUCGGCGGAGUGCGUCGCUCAGGGAGCGAUCUCCACUUUCGCCAACACCAGCUCCUUCUUCUGGACCGUGGCCAUCGCCGUUUACCUGUACGUGUUCAUCGUGAGGGCCAACCAAAGAGUCGCUGACAGUCUCGUGUUGGUGUUCCACCUCGUCAGCUGGGGAAUUCCUCUGGCCAUCACUAUUGCAGCUGUGAGUCUCAACAAAAUUGGUUACGAUGCGUCAGAGGUGUCGGUGGGCUGGUGCUGGGUCAGGAUCAACGUUAAAGACCGGGUCUUGUGGAUGCUGCUGACUGGAAAGAUCUGGGAGUUCUUAGCGUACCUCACCCUCCCCUUCCUCUACAUCCUGAUCAAGAGGCACAUCCACAUAGCGCAUGCAGCCCUCUCUGAGUACCGUCCCAUCUUGGCCAACAGGCCUCCCGCCCACUCCUUCUCCUCCAUGGCUGAUGUGAAGCUCACGCUCAUCCCCAUCAUCUUCAUCCUCCUGCGCAUUUGGAGCACGGUGCGCUUCAUCCUGCUGCUGGCCAACUCAAAUGUCAGACAGAACCCAGCGCUGGUCACGCUGCACGGGAUUGGCAACACCUUGCAGGGAGCAGCCAACUGCGUCAUGUUCGUCUUGUUCACUCAGCCGAUCCGCACACGCCUCUGUGCCGCGCUCACCUCCUGCUCCCAGUGUCGAACGGAGGCGGAGCACCCGCACAGGCUGCUACCAGAGCAGGACGCGCCCGCCCGGAGAGAAGAAGACAGCGCUGAAGGAGGCCGCGCCGACAGAUGAGACUUUGUUUUGUGCAAUGAGAAGAUGAAGGCAAAGCAAAGAGCCUGACAUGAAGGGAGGAGGAGUUCUCUACUUCACCUCGAGCCCUCAUUACACAAAGUGCUCGUGCGAUGGCUUCUUCAGAUUCUGCAGGAGCAUGCACUUCUGUGUCAUGUGUCUGCACUGUGGGUGAUGGGGUGUUGCUACUUGAUUUUACAUUAUUUACACAUAAGGUGAAGCAUUAUUUGCAUUUAUUGUCCUGUAGGUCACAUGGGUAAAGUGUUUUUUCUUUUGUUUUGGUUUUUGUCCUUUGGGUUGGUAUGCGUUGAUGAUUUCACUUCCCCUUUCCAAAGAAAGUGAAGGAGGUCUGAAGGAGCUCUGCUUACCAUGUACUGUACUCAGGUUAACACUGUGAAAGAUUUUUGUUGUUGUUUGUUUUUCUAGUAUCCGAGUAUUGUGAAUUUGGGGAGAAACUUUUGUUGGCCUGGUUAUGUUAUGAACAACAGAGAAAAAGGUAAAGCUUUGUCGCUUUAGCUCACAAUUAUAUUGUAAUUUUUUUUGUUUUUCUUUUUUGUAUCGUCAACAAAUGUGGCCAGAAGCUCUAAAUACACUACUCCUGAAGCAAAGACAGGAGCAAUGCAUUUACUCACAUCUAAAGAGCUGUGCAUUAUACUAUAUACUUGACUUCUCUUUCACUGGAGAUACUAUAUUGUUACAUUUUUGGGUAAACUACCAUCAUUGUUACAUUUUCUGCAAAGUCACUUUUGUAUUUAAAGGAAUAAAUACAUGCAUACACCAGCGUGAUCAGCUUUGCUCUAACUGCUGUUCUCCUUUUACUUUAAAACUUUUUUACUUAUUUCCCCAGGCAGUGGUUUCAACAUCUUUCAGGCACCAGUUUCAUAAGAUCGGCGGCUUCUGUUGUGUCACCAUAAUUAGCGUCAUUACUAUCACCGUGGUCAGAUUUUUGGUUUUUCUUGUUUUUUUGCAUGAUCUAUAAUCACAUGUCAUCCUUCCUCCUUCAAACACAGGCUUCACUCAUGAGCCUCACUUCUCCUUUGAGCUGGUGGCUCUUGUUCGCCUGACUAAAAAUGCAGGCUGAAUGCAUUACUAAUGAUGAGUGGGUGAACCCGGUGACCCUGAUUCUACUUCCCAAAGUUUUGAAAUAUUGGUUUAAAAUUCACAGAGUACUUGCUCCAGCAUUUUUAUUUUCUUUGUGCUUUAAUAUCCACAUGCAAAGGAGCGUGGGGAUAGUUCCCACAUAUUAUUUCUAGUUGCACUUUUUAUGUGCUUUAAACUGUGCAAAUAAACUGUUUUCUUUGAGCUAAAAA
Messenger RNA from Oreochromis aureus, 4076 nucleotides. It is a transcript of the gene gpr157, whose product is annotated as G protein-coupled receptor 157. NCBI's taxonomy places the organism in Eukaryota, Metazoa, Chordata, Actinopteri, Cichliformes, Cichlidae. Gene Ontology annotation, molecular function: cAMP binding; G protein-coupled receptor activity. The record is from RefSeq and is a predicted model, not a curated record. Gene Ontology annotation, biological process: cell surface receptor signaling pathway; adenylate cyclase-activating G protein-coupled receptor signaling pathway. The transcript is spliced from 4 exons. The coding region runs from base 1771 to 2769 and encodes 332 amino acids. Gene Ontology annotation, cellular component: plasma membrane.